Molecule: messenger RNA, 3325 nt
Organism: Toxotes jaculatrix (banded archerfish)
Lineage: Eukaryota; Metazoa; Chordata; Actinopteri; Toxotidae
Gene: hif1an
Product: hypoxia inducible factor 1 subunit alpha inhibitor
Exons: 8
Coding region: 202-1266 (354 amino acids)
Biological process (GO): negative regulation of Notch signaling pathway; peptidyl-aspartic acid hydroxylation
Cellular component (GO): cytoplasm; nucleus
Molecular function (GO): [protein]-asparagine 3-dioxygenase activity; ankyrin repeat binding; peptidyl-histidine dioxygenase activity
Source: RefSeq, a predicted model, not a curated record
GUGUAAACAGUUACAGCGACUGCAGGCGGUCGGACCGCGCAGAUUUCCUUUUACUAAUUCAGUAACUCUGAAUGGGAAAGCUUGCAUGAUAUUCCCGCUGCUGACUCCGAAGCCUAGCACGGUAGAGUCCGGAAGAAAAGCCAGUGCGGCGGUUUCGUUGUAAAGAGGACGGAGGCAGCUCACCAGCGCUCGUCGGCGACCAUGGCAGCAGCGACCGUUGUGGAGGCUGAUCCGGCGGCGAGCGAAGGCGGCGCCGCUUUCUCCGGCGUGCAGAACCGGGGCUGGGAUGAGUCUCAGCUCCGAAAAUACUCUUUCCCAACCAAACCCAUUCCCAGGCUGUCUCACACGGACCCCAGAGCGGAGAUGCUCAUUAAUAACGAGGAACCGGUGGUUUUAACAGAUACAAACCUUGUAUAUCCAGCUCUCAAAUGGGACAUUGCGUACCUCCAGGAGAACAUUGGAAAUGGAGACUUCUCUGUUUACAUCGCAGAAAACCACAAAUUCCUCUACUAUGAUGAGAAAAAAAUGUCUAACUUUGAGAACUUUGUCCCCAAGUCACGACGAAUGGAGAUGAAAUUCUCAGAAUUUGUGGAGAAAAUGCAAGAAACGGAGCAAAUGGGAGGAGAGGAGAGAGUUUAUCUGCAGCAGACCCUGAAUGACACAGUAGGGAAGAAGAUUGUUGUUGACUUCCUUGGUUUCAACUGGAACUGGAUCAACAAGCAGCAAGCCAAGAGAAACUGGGGACAACUGACAUCUAACCUGCUGCUCAUAGGCAUGGAGGGCAAUGUGACACCAGCACAUUACGACGAGCAGCAGAACUUCUUUGCACAGAUCAAAGGACACAAGAGAUGCAUCCUCUUCCCUCCAGACCAGUUUGAGUGUCUCUAUCCAUACCCUGUGCAUCACCCCUGUGACAGACAGAGCCAAGUGGACUUUGAUAACCCUGACUAUGGGAGGUUUCCCAAUUUUAAAAAUGUUGUUGGCUAUGAGGCUGUUGUGGGCCCAGGAGAUGUGCUCUACAUCCCUAUGUAUUGGUGGCAUCACAUUGAAUCACUGUUGAAUGGUGGAGUGACAAUCACUGUAAACUUCUGGUACAAAGGCGCCCCCACGCCCAAGAGGAUAGAAUACCCUCUGCGAGCUCAUCAAAAGGUGGCCAUCAUGAGAAAUAUUGAAAAGAUGCUGGGAGAAGCACUUGGAGACCCACAUGAAGUUGGACCUUUACUGAAAAUGAUGAUCAAGGGGCGUUAUGACCAGGAUCUCAGUUAGAGCCCCACCCUUAAAACUGUUGAGACUGCUUCGGAAAUGGUUUGCGCGUGAAAGUGAGACUGCUGCGUGUGUAAUGCGCGUUCUGACUUUGGAGCUACGUAUCACUGCAUGGCAAUAAGCAGCCAUCUUGAAACCAUUCUGCUUCAGUCGUCUCCGUGUGCCAUUGUCAUUGCGAAUUUGACAAUUACAGAAGAAACAUCUGAGUAACUCAUGGGAAUUUGCCCUACUUGAAGAGGUCCUUUUUUUUAAAUUUUCUUUUGGCUCCAGUCUAGAUACAUAUGUGAUUCAGAGUUCUGUCAAUAGUCUCAUAAUUCAAGGUGAUUGUUAUUUGAUUGUAUUUGCUCACCCAGUCAGUAAACAUUGUGUGAGAUCGGUACCUUUGGAACAACCUCAAUAUUUUGACCACUAAUGGAAGAAUCAAGGGGUGUAACAUAUACAGUAGACAUCAGUUAAAUAUAGAGGCAUUUCUUAUAUACAUGUAAAAACACAGCUGUGGCUUGACUACUAAAUGUGGAAUGACCAUAUUGUAUUCUCUGUCUUUAUCUCAAAGACAGCUUUACAACUGAUUUGAUUCACACCUGUAAAGAUAGCAGGUCCUUUUAAGUGUCUUUGGAAUAUUUAUCUGUGUAAUUCACAUUACCUCUGCACCUACUAAUGACAUGGUUUUGGGGAGUGAUCAUCUAAAAUUUUCUGUUGCAAAGAAGACAGCAUAGGAUCACAGUAAAAAAAAAAAGAUAGAUGAUACAGUGAUUAAAAAGUGAUGAAAUAGAAUCAAAAAUAUGUGUGGGUGUGCAAAAGGCGGGCUCAUGUAUUCAGCUGAAGGAGUAUGUGACAGUUUGCGGCUAAAUUAUUUUAGCAGAGGGAUUGCUUUGUGUUUUAUUUAUGCUCUUGCUUGUUUGAUUUAUAUUUCAAGGACUUUAUUGGAUGUGUUAUCCUGCAUACCAGUAACAGGUCAGGGAGUGCUGAAAAUGAAUUACAUAGUGCAAUUUUAGUUGCAGAUAAAGUUAACUUUAAGAAUCAAAAGGAAAUAGUUGCUGUUGUUGAGGAAACAUUUCAGAGUAAUUACAGAUGAUGUUUACUUGGGAAUAUCACGGUUCAAAGUGAACGGCUUAAGUGAUAGGUUUAUGUUAAAAUGUUAUUAACUGAUUGAAACAGCAGGACCAUCUGCUGGAAUGUAGCUUUUGUAUCAGCCAUUGCAGUGCGACAUACUGCUCCAUCUAGUGUUCACCUUUGCAGUUGCAUGUUAAGCUUGACGUAUCUGAUCCAUGCACUAUACUUUUACAAUACAAAAAUAUGUUGUAUCAAAUGCUGCAGAUCUGAGAUUAAAUUAGGCUGCAGUGUGUACAAAAGCCUAAUUCCAGUUGAAAACCUGUACUCGCUCUAAUGAUUACUAUAGGCUAACAAUCCUCAGAAAUGCGCUUGUUUUUACUUUCACAGCCAUAUUUUGAAGACCUUGAAGUGAGAGUAACUUGAAAGACAGCUGUUGUUGUGCAAGUUGAGAGUGCUCUCUCAACGUGUUGUAAAAAAUGUACAUUAAACAAAAGGGGAAGAUAAUUUCAUAUCUUGUGCUGUAUGUGGCAAACCGACAUACAAACCAGUAGAUGGGUAUCUUCAUCUUUGUCUUGUUUGUGCACUAUAAAGCAGGAACAUCUGAGCACUUAAUUCACCAGGAAUACACAGGCUGCAAAGAAUGUGCACCUGUAUUUCUUACAAACGUCACGAUGAUUGAACAGUGCUACUUCCUCUGUAAAAGAAUUAACCUUACGUAAAACUGAUGUUUCAUCUCUCUUCUAUUGCUAGAUUAACCCUGUUUACUGUAUGUGCCUUGCUUGACAUGGGUAUGGCACUAAAUGUUGCAAGAACUUAAUUUUUUUUUUACUUUUAUUGUGUGGUCAAAAUUUUUGUUUUCACUCUGGCAUUAAACAGCUUUAAGGGUGAGAGUGACGAGGGUUCAUAGAGCUAGAGGCAUGUGUUUAUUAAUGGAUGCCGGAUUUCUGUUUUGAACAUACAGAAUGUGCUCACCCUGUUCCUCUGAUUAAAGUUUGUUUGCGAAGUUCUA